AUGUCAAAGGACGUUGAGGGGUGCAGCUCGCCGCUGCCAUUGUCGCGGCGGGUGGUGUUCUUCACAUCCCCAGCUCACUCGCUGCGGUCUCUAGCGCAGGCGCUGCAGGAGUGUUCCGAGCGGCUUCAUCUCGGCCCGUACGGGCUGCUCGCCGCGACUGUGAAUGUCCAAGGUGAGCUGCAGCUGUGGCGGCAACGGGCAGCAGACGUGCUGCAGAACACUCCCGAACUCGCUGCAUGGCGGGUGCUGUGGCAUGCUUUCUUCAACGGGGCGCCAGUAGCAGCAGCAACAGCAGAAAGUGAUGCUUAUGGAAGAAGACGUAACCAAAUGUUUGACGGCCAUGGCCGGCUGCUCGUCACGGGCGCGGCGUUGCUGCGUCACCUGCUGUCUCCUGAGGCGUGCUAUCCCAUCACUGGCACCUGGUCAUCGCCCCGCAACCGGCUGCGGCUCGUGCGGGUGCUGCGCGAACUGACGACACCCGGUGGGCUGCGCAGUGUCCCCGUUGAGAUGGACUUUGGUGGGGUAGAAGAGGCGGAGGACGACGUGAUUGGGAGAAUGACGCGCGUCUGCUUGCGAGAGGUGCGUCCUUGCUCUUAUUGCGUUGGUUCGACGGUGACACGGCGGGUGCUGGAGGGGUGCAUUCACGUUGUCAUGAGCACGGAAGUCGAGGGUGACGUGUUGGCUACCCUUCGGCAAAUACUUGUGCGUUUUUUGUGGGGCUCCGAGUAUCCAAAGAGAUGGGCCCCUACGCGCUCUGUUGCAGCGCGCGCGCGAAGUCUGCUGACGGACCCGGCAUUGUGCAUUGUGCCGUGUGUGGGUUGCUCAGUUCUGUCGUCGCGCGCACUGCCGUGCGGCACUAUUGCAUUGCCCACUGCGUCGGAGAGGCUGUCUGCUCACCAGGGCACGGCGACGCCACUCCUCGUGCUGGACGGCGGCCAUGCUACAGAACGACGCGGUUGGGUGUUGCUGCUGCGCAUCGACAACAGAGGCGGCUUGCUAGACUUUGAGCACUCCAAGGGGCGACACGACGCGGUAGGAGGCGGCGGCGGCGGCACCUGCGACGGGUGGUGCAUGAGGAAUGUGCAGCGCCCGUGGACGGCACCAGAGCAGGAGGAGGCGCAGUUGGAGGCGGCACGGCUGCUCUAUGAGUGGGCGUGGGCGCAUGAUGUGGCUGUCAUCGUCACCCCGUCGCACGCACCUCCUGUUAUCAAGACGUACGGGCAGAGGUACAGGGCCGACAACACCAAAAGCACCACCCCCAGCAGCAGUGAUGCCACUAAAAAAAAUAGUCCCGUUUUUAUGGUGGAUGAGGUGGAUGCGACGGUCUUUGAUGCGCUGCUGCGCCGCCUGCAGUACUGGCACCAUGAGAACCUGGGGGAUGAAGAAAAUGACGGUGAGACGCCAAUGUGUCCCACCGCGGCGGAACUGCGACGUGGAAAGCUUGUGCUGCCGGAGCGCACCGAAGACGCUCUUAUGCCGUUUCGUCGUCUCUUGCACGGCCCGUUAUACACAGUUUUCCCACCGGCUACUCCUUCCAGCAUCGCGACAGCGGGGACGGGCGGUAUUGGGCAGCUGCUGCUGUUGGAACUUGACCAGAACAAGCCUAGCGGGGCUUUUAGGAGCUGUGCCCGUGGCUUGGAAGGAGCCGGCUCAAUCCUUUUGGUGAGCCCGACUGCUACUCAGCUUCGCGUAUACACGACAUUGAUUCUGAAGUGUGUGGCGAGUGUCCUAGCGGCUGUAGACGCAUCGCCAUGUGGGGACGCGACCCCCGAGCGCGGAAUGGGUUUUGUGCGGGCUGGUGGUGCCUUUCCGAUUGCCUUGGCGCGGCAGAUGCGCCGCAGUGCCGAGGCAUUAACGCGUACAACGCGAAGCGGGGAUGAUCCAGCUGUAGCUUCUGUUGUUGCUGGUGGCAGUAGAGUUGACGUGCCGGUCGUGGCAGCGGUGCUGCGGGUAUUGUCGGAGGCACUGUUGGAGGUGCCGCGCCGCCUUGCCGCCCAUGUCACUGCUCAUCACCGCCCACUGAAACACGCAUGGCUGCGUCUCGAGGGCUUCGAGGUGUGCCGGGACGAUUCGCUGCCGCUGCGCUCACUCAACCCCACACGCGGCCCACCGCUACACGUCUGCAUUCGAGAGGACCCCACGUACUACCAUCCCUUCAGAAAGCCGCCUCUGUGCGAGGCGGCUAUGGGUAGUGAUGGUGCGCGACGUUACUUUUGCUGCAGCGACACGGAUAGCAGCAGCAGCAGCAGCAGCAGCGGUAGCGGAUCUGACGAAGAGGAGGUAUGUUUCAGGCAAGAAGCGGCGAAAUCACUUGGUCUGAGUUUCGUUGAGCCGAUUGCGACGACAACGAGUGCACUCCGCAGUUCUGUAAGGCUUCUGCAUUUGAUCUUGACGAGUGAGGCGACCACAAGCGAGGUUGUAGACAUGUGGGAAGCCAGUUCUGUGCGUCGUGCAUCAUCUUGA
This is a messenger RNA of Trypanosoma grayi, 2463 nucleotides long. RefSeq lists its product as hypothetical. The coding region runs from base 1 to 2463 and encodes 820 amino acids. The record is from RefSeq and is a predicted model, not a curated record. The transcript has a single exon. NCBI's taxonomy places the organism in Eukaryota, Euglenozoa, Kinetoplastea, Trypanosomatida, Trypanosomatidae.